This is a messenger RNA of Diprion similis, 668 nucleotides long. RefSeq lists its product as uncharacterized. The transcript has a single exon. NCBI's taxonomy places the organism in Eukaryota, Metazoa, Arthropoda, Insecta, Hymenoptera, Diprionidae. Bases 1 to 180 code for a protein of 59 amino acids. The record is from RefSeq and is a predicted model, not a curated record.
AUGUCUCUUCACGUCUUUUGGCCAGCCACUGCCUGCCUGACAAUGUUCAUAGUAGGCGUAAUAAUGAUAAUAUUGAAGUACGGUCCUCGCUUGUUCAAUGCCAGACACGUCCCUCUGCCUUCCGAUCAGGAAUGGGAGGCCAAGUCUUAUUCUCGAGAAAUAUCAAUCUCGAUGGCGUAAUGUUUUCAGUAUUUUACUCCCUUUUUGUAAUUUUUUUUCCCCAUUUUUAUCCGUCUAACUUCAUCGCAGCUUUAUUUUACACACACUUCUAAUUCGAAGAUUUUACAAAAAUUAUAUCUCAAUUUUUACUCAGUAUAUUAUUGUUUUAUGUGUAGAAUUAUGUUAUUAUAUACUUCGAAACUAAUCAAAAGCAACUGCCAUCGUGUUAAUAAUGAAAGCUUAAAUUUUCUAUGUUGGCAGAAAACUUUUAACGUACUCGCGUUUUUUAGAACUUUUAACAGUUCAUUCCGUCCAAAAACGUCCAAACCACCAAAUGAUUUUGACAUUUUAAUUUUAAAUUGUAAUUUCAACGUACGCGAUUUUCAUUUUUUCUUCUUCAUUUUUUAUAAAACCAAAAUGAUAUUCCACGUUUUUAUAACCGACGAUGGAGGGUACAAAUCGACCUGCAAUUUAUACCGCAGACCUGAAUAAUCAUUCCAAUCUAAUUA